Molecule: messenger RNA, 1459 nt
Organism: Blepharisma stoltei
Lineage: Eukaryota; Ciliophora; Heterotrichea; Heterotrichida; Blepharismidae
Source: the annotation of a GenBank genome assembly
AUGGACUCUAAUGAAAACAAUAACUCCGUUUUACAGGAAACACAGCAAUUUUCUCCUGUACGCUUAAGCUUUGUUGAUGAAAAAGAAGCUAAAGAAAUAUCGAUAACAAGGAGAAAAAGCUCAGUUGCUAGUUUGACCAGCUAUCUGUCAGACAAUAGCUCUCAAAACAGCCCAGUUUCAAAAUCUAGAACAAGCCUAACUGCGCAGCCUGUAAGGCUCAUCACUAACUCAAAUAAUAAUAUUGGCCUAGAUAAAUCUAGAUUUAUUUCCCAAGUGGACGAGCACUUUAUAUGCAAACUCUGCUCUUAUGUUGUAAGGGACCCAGUCGAAUGUGACUGCUGUGAAAAUUUAAUAUGCCAGGACUGCUGGUUUAACUUUGGCCACUGCCCUCAUGGCUGCUCAGAAUUUGCAACAAAAAAGCUUGCCAAAUAUGCGGCAAGCGUAUACUCAAAUUUUACAUUAAAAUGUAAAAACCACAUCCUUGGCUGCCCUUACUCAGGACCCAUCUCUAAAAUUCUUUCGCAUGAAGAAGACUGCUUAUACGUAUUUAUAAAGUGCCAAAACCCUCUCUGUGAAAAGCAGCUUCUCAAGGCUGAAAAAUACGAAGAUCCUGAUUCCUUGCUGAUUUGCAAAAAUAAAAUGGUAACGUUGACAGAAGAUAUGAAAAUUUCCCAUAGAUGGCGCUGUUUGCCCUUGAUUUGCCCACUGGGGAAAUUUUUUGGUUUGACUAGUCCGAUAUGGUUUGGUCAAACCAAAAAGUUUUUCUCAUGGGCAAAUCAAGGGCAAACAGCGCCAUCUAUGGGAAAUUUCUAUAGACUAUGAGACAAACUCUUUAUGGAGCAGGUAGGAUCAGUCCCGAUGAAGCUAAAAUUAAUGCGUCUGUCCCUCUUUGAAGUAGGCAUUUGGUUUUGGAAGUUUUUAUUUUUCUCCCGAAGGUUUUCAUGUCCAUACCAGAUGGGCUAGACAGGCUUUCCCACACAUUUAUCUUAGCUUAUUGGACUAGCGGGGCAUCCACAAGAGUUGGUUCUAACCUAGGGCUAAUCCUUAAGCUAAUUGGAUUUAUGCCAGAUAGGAAGGCUAGUAGUCUAUCCGUUUAUGGCCUUAUAAUUUUAACUUAACUUUGCUAGUUUGCUGUGAUACAUGCAGGCAUAUUGUUGAGUUUUCUAAUGAAAACUUUGAAGAUCCAAUAGACGUGCUGAAGAGCUUUGCUUAUCAUUUAGAUGAAGCAAAAAAGAUAAUAGAAGCUGAAAUCCAAGAAAAAAUGAAAGAAAAAAUACAGAAAAUUGCAAAGGAUAAGAAAUUAAUUACAGAAGCAAACUCUGAAAAUGAAAGACUGCAGGAGAAGAUACACAAGAGGAUAAGCUUUUAUCACUCUGGAAGAUGGAACGUUAAUAGCAGACUUUGGAGCUGCUGUGGGAAUACCAAUAAAUAUGCAAAUGGGUGCCGAGAAAUUGAUUAA